Molecule: messenger RNA, 1932 nt
Organism: Lachancea mirantina
Lineage: Eukaryota; Fungi; Ascomycota; Saccharomycetes; Saccharomycetales; Saccharomycetaceae
Source: the annotation of a GenBank genome assembly
AUGUUAAUCAACUUAUCCCGACAUGCGUUAGGCUUCACAUUUCGAAAAGAACUCACUCAAGCAAUAAGUUGGGUUCCUUCAAGUAGUGCUUUUUCUCGGAAAUAUCAUAUCGGUGGGCGAGGAAGAUCGUUCGCAAAAAGAAGAGACAGCAGAAAUGCCAAAUAUGACGAUAGAGAGGCCAGGGGUCGAGAUGACGGCUCACUAUUAAAACAACUUAGAUCAGUAGAGGUUAUCAGACCACCCGAAGAAGACUUUGAAAACGUCACGCUUGAACUGCUGAAAGAGGAGAAACUCAUCGAUAACGCUCUGCAUAAAGCAGUUAGCAGGAUGAACUUCCCAAGUUUGACUCCUGUACAGCAAAAAACCAUCAAACCGGUACUGCAGUCGGAGAAUGAUGUGAUUGCCAGGGCUAAGACAGGUACUGGCAAAACGCUAGCAUUUUUGAUGCCAAUUAUUCAACAUCUCAUCAAUCAUAGGAAAGAAUCACCUUACAUGGUCAAAUGUGUUAUAAUUUCUCCAACGCGAGAUCUAGCGCUACAAAUAGAAUCCGAAUAUAAGAAGAUUCAAGACAAAAAUUACGGUUUGAGCAAAUUUAAGUCAAUGGCCUUGAUUGGAGGAACGAAUUUUGAUGCUUCAAUGCGUAAGAUGUUCACACUUAGACCCAACAUAAUUGUCGCCACCCCUGGGCGGCUCAAUGACGUCCUAUCAAAAUUCUCACAUAAGUUUUUCCGAAGUGUUGACUUCAAAGUCUUGGAUGAGGCUGACAGACUACUUGAAAUUGGAUUUGAGGACGAGGUCAAGCAAAUAUCUAACACGCUGAACGAGAUCAACAACGAAGGACCUCAGCAUAUCCGCACUCUGUUUUUUUCAGCCACGUUAGGCGAUAAUGUCCAAGGUUUGGCUGAAGGCGUUAUGAAUCGCGAGAAAUGCUUAUUCUUAGACACCAUCGAUAAAAACGAGCCCGAAGCUCAUGAAAAAGUCGCGCAGAAGUUAGUAAUCUGCCAGACAUUUGCAGAGAAUGUGGAAGCACCAAUCAAUCACGUUAAACAGCGGCUAUCACAAGAUGAUAAUUAUAAAGCAAUUAUUUUCGUGCCUACAGUCAGUUUCACAAGCUUCUACUGCAAUUUACUCAAGCGACUAUUUCCUUCUUUCCCCAUCUUUGAAUUCCACGGCAAGAUUGACCAGAAGAAGAGAACAAGACUUGUGCAAGAAUUCAAAAAAUUAAGAAGAGGACUCUUUGUUUGCACGGAUGUGGGCGCUCGUGGGCUUGAUUUCCCCGGUGUUGAGGAAGUUCUGCAAGUGGGUGUCCCGUCAGAACUCUCGAACUAUGUUCAUCGUAUUGGAAGGACGGCCCGGGCUGGAAAAGAGGGCAAAGCAACUUCGUUCUUGUUUAAAGAAGAAUUGCCCUUUGUUGACCUCCUCUCCAGUGCAAGAAAAAUAUUCAUCAAAGAUCAAAGUGAAUACAUUGAAGAUCCCGUUCUUAGCGAAGAGGUCACUGAAGGGAUGCAAUCGUCAGAGGAAUUGAGCAAUAGUCUUCAAUCGCUAUUGUCAUUCUACAGGGCUAAUGGAUCCUCAUACCAUUUCAACAACGUUAGAAUUGCGCGUCAAAUUGCAAGCUCUUAUGGCCAGCUUCUCAAAGAUUCAGAUUUGAAGAUUAGAUGUACCGAACAUGAUGCAAAUUUGAGGUUCGGAAUUCGUGGGAGACUUGCUCAUGAGCUUUUUGACUUAGGAACAAGACGCAACUACGAUGAUUUUUACGAAAAAACUCCUCGUAAUUCUCGAGCGACGCAUCGCAGCUCAAGAGCCUCCCGCAGCCAUAAAUUCGAUGAGCGGAAUUUUGACAAACGUGACAGAAGGAGAAGUGAAGAUUUUAAGGAAAGGUUCAACAAGAUCGGCGAAAGAACAAAUUUCAGAGUUGACAAAAGCUUAUGA